This is a messenger RNA of Physella acuta, 8294 nucleotides long. RefSeq lists its product as uncharacterized. The record is from RefSeq and is a predicted model, not a curated record. NCBI's taxonomy places the organism in Eukaryota, Metazoa, Mollusca, Gastropoda, Physidae.
UUUCCUGAGCAGUGUACGUCUGCCAACAACAGACGACACGAAAAGUUUUAUUUCUGUGUGCAGGACUUUGGUUCUUGUCCAAGGCGUCUUAGUCGCAGCUCUGGAAAUACUGCACUGCCUGAUGGGAUAUGAUGGGAUAUGAUGGGAUAUAAUGGGAUAUAAUGGGAUAUGAUAUAAUAUGUUUGUGUGACGUCCAGAUAUACACCAAGUAAAGGAUUCGUUUUUUUAUGGUGUACAGUUGUGUUGGAUUAAAAUCGAAGCAUUUUGAGAAUUAUCGAAAUAUAGCAUUAAAAAAAAAUACCGUUGUAUAUUGUGUUUACGGCCUAGAAGAUAUAUACAAAGCAAAUAAUUUUUUAACUAAAUGAUUCGGCGUUGUUUAAAUGACAUGUUAUAUUCUUCUUUAGACUGUGUUUUCGUGUAAAUACAAUUACUUUAGUCAUCUAAUGGAAACAACUUUGUUAAAGAGCCUUUAUUUAUUUAUCGGGGCUAUAAAUAGUUGAGCCGCGUCCACGGAAGAAAUCAUCGGACCUUCUAGAACAAUGGUCGUUUGGCAGGUGGUCAGUUUAAUGUUGGUGCUGAGGGCAGGAUAUGGUCUGUCGGAUGGUACACUGGAACCACUCAACGGCUCACUGCCUAGUCACAGAAUGGACGCUGACGAAAGUUGGAAUUUGACAGAAUCCCGUUUUGUGCUUGAUGACGGCUCCAUGCGUGUUGGUCCUCAUCCAACCGACGAUGCCAGAUCUCCGGAUCCUCCACUCCCAGACGACACAAUGUCGACUGACCACCACCUGACCGAAGGUGCAGGUCUUCCAGAAAUGGCAUCACACGAUGGCGCCACGACUGUUGACAUUCCUGAUAUUUCUCCAGACUCACCACUUCAGGUUGACUCAAUACCCACUGACCAACAACGGACAGGAAGUACCAUCUCUCCAGACACGGAGCCUCUGGAAUUUCCGGAUGAAUCCAUGUCGCCCGUUCUUGACCUCACAGACUCUUUGAAAGCUCUUCCCGAAUCAGACAGGCUUGACACAGUAGUUGCCAUGGAUACGAAUAGUUCACUGAAGGACGCUGAAAGCAAAGAACUCCAGCCGGGUGCUGACACAAACUCUACACACGGGUCUCAGGUAGUGCCGGCCGGUGCUGCGGACAUGAUGGAAUCACGUGAUGCCAGAGAGGGUGGUCAUCUGCAGGAACAACUGGACCCCAACCCACAUCCGUCGCCCGAGGAAAGUGUAGGGGUUGCACAAGUUUUACCAGAUACAGAUACUACAGGAAACCAGGACGAGGGUAAAGAUGUAGAUCUAGUACUGGAGGAUACCAAUUCAGAACCGGGACUAAAAGAUACCGGAAGUGACGUCAAGAAGCAGACGACGACGCACGCGGAAACCAUCCACGCCUUUAUUGAUUGGUGGUUUUCAGCGGACAACGAAAAUAACGACAGAGUGGCGGAUGACGUCACCGCCGACAACUCGAUCAACGCCUUUAUAGAUUGGUGGGUUUCUGUGGAAGGUCGGAAAAACCACCGACCAUACGAUAGCAAGACGGUAGACGUAGAAACGACGACCGCAAGGACUCCACCGGAGCGAGUCACCGAAGAUCAGCUGCUAGUUUCGAUCACUGAAAGGAAAUUCCCACAAAAACAAACGGGAAUUCCCACAAAUGUGAUGGCGGAUCAAAUCGAAUUUAAACCCGAAGAAAACAGAAUGACACAAAAACUGUGGACAACAGACGGAGCUGAAAAACUUGGUUUCAGACUCGUUGCCGGGCAGCAUUUGCCAGAUAUUCGCUUGCACAAUCCUGAUGACGUCAAGCGAGGCCCAGCCGCACAGUUUCCCAGCAUGGAAGAUCAGCUGAGACGGUUACAAGUUCUGUCUCGUUUUGGAGUACUCCCCAUGACGUCAGACCUCAAACCCAACAUUGGUAAAGCUAAGGAAGAGUUUCGGAUUCCACUGCAUAGAGUUAUGUCCCCUGAUUCUAUUUUAUCAGACGAAAAAAAAUCUUCUACCACUAAUGGAUUGGAACCCACAUCAUAUCACGAUAAUGAAAAAAACGCUAUGGAUCUGGCUAGAGAUCAGGAAAACGCUGCCCCAGAUAUAACGCCAGGGCUGGAAUCUUCUUUAUCAUCGCUCACUGAGGGUCACGGAGGUUUUGUGUUUCAACCACAAUUGGUCUCACUACAAGACAAUUUCCAGUCCCCUAGCAAGGCACAACACACAAAUGAUGGAAACCAUAUUACGCGAAACAACGAUCCGUCGAAAAUGUUGUCGGAUCUAUUUUCGUCCCAACCGGAAGAUCGUCUUGCGAUUUUGAACAAGCUCAAAGAGCAGUGGACACUAGGCCAUGAACAGACAGAAAUCAAAGAUGAUGUUUUAAGAUGGCCAAGACAGUUUCACCCAAAACAUUCCAAUCCAAACACAGAAGCUGAUUGGCUGAUCACACACGACCCUGACCUUGAAGGACGUUCACUGUCCUUGAAAGAUAUUAAAGAAACAAAGGCACAGCUGAGCAGUGAGUAUUUUUUCACUGACCCAUCCGCCGGCAAGUCACGUGAUCUGAACUACCUAGUGUCACAUGACCCCCUCGUUGCAUUCCUACCCCUCGACGGGAGUCACGUGGUCAACAUGGCAGUCCCCGUAGCUCGUCCCCAGAUAGCUGACUCCGUGUAUCCCGCCCAGCAGGGGGAUUUUUCGAGCCGUCAAAACGUCAAGUUUUACCUGGAGAAUAUUCCAGAACUCGCACGCUGGGGCAGGCAGGACACGCCCCAUGACAUGACGGACUACUCCAACCCUGUGAGAUGGUUGCACCACCAGCCUGACAACCACGAGAUCCCCGCGCUAAACUCUGAUGUUCGUAAACAACCGCGAGAAUUCUCGCCAUUUUUAAACUUCUUUUUCAACACCUCGCGGGUUGAAUUGCUAGACAAUUUUCCUGAAUUCCAGAAACUUCGUUUUCUGGAAGAUUCCAGACACCCUUACACGCCUAUAAAAGUACGAACUCCAUUCAAAGCUGACUGGAAUAAUGACGACAACCCACUUCCGGUUUCUGACAAAAUGUUCGAUUUUGACCUCAGCAUCAGGUACGAAGGGGAUGAAGACACCCCUAGACGUGGUUCCGGAAAUUUAUUUGAUCACCUGACCAGCUUCUGGUCGAAGGAAGGUCCCCCCAGGCAAAAUUUCGACCCUUUCAUGCAGAUUUCUCAUGACGUCAACGACGUAGAUACCUACUUCAUCCGACAGAAACAGACAGAGGCCAAAUACCACUACGACAUGGUGCCAGAUUUCUUGCUGCUCAGCAAGCCAAAAUUUAAUUUCUACGAUUCCAGAACUCAUCCGCCCCGAGACUUUGACUCGCCGUAUUCUUUAUUCCCCUAUAAAAAAUUCAAACCCAAACUUAAAAAAAGCGAACCGACCAAGCUGAUUCCCCAGCCGAAGUUCGACCACCUAUUCCCGAAAUUUUCUUUCUCCAAUUUCGAGCCUAACCACGUGACCCUCCAUAAAGACGAGCCCGUGCAGUUAACUAAAUUAUCCCACCGGUCGCCAUCUUGGACGGAUAAGAAAAAAAACCCGAUCAAGGAACGUCCGGUCACUGAAGAGCUCUACAAGGCCAAAGUUCACGACACAGAAAGGGCCGCAACUCACGAACUGAGCGGCGAUUUACAAAGUUUAAACCGCGGUGUUUUUUCAUCAUGGGCAGGGCAGACAUCAAAGGGACGUCACCACAGUCCACGUCACGCCAAGAACGAUAAUCAAAACUCUCCAGCCAGCAGCCAGAUGCCGGAUCCUAGCGUCCUACAAAAAAGGGACACUACGGGCUUGAGCUCGCCAUUAUCUCUCAAACAAUCCAAACGCCAGCUGAAAAAACAACGCCUUCAGCAGUGGCUGAGCGAGCGGGAAUUCCCCAUCUCCCUAACACAGUAUCUACGAGACAGAGACCCGUCUAACGGGGAUCUCCGAUCGUUAAACGAAAGGUUCCGCAACAAGAAAAUAUUUUUAAUCCGCCAGAUGACCAACGAGGAAAACUCCAACCUGAAGAAGCAGUUUCCGGGGCAGGACGAGGGGAAGAAACUCCUGCCCCAGGUGCUGCCCUGGGGCAUCAGCGUCCAGCCCCUCCAGCGUGACCUUUUCCAGUUCGACGACGACAGCUCACCGGAAGUGGCCUCGUACCUGGAUACACUUCCGGUUCCUCAGUUUGACGUCACCGCUUCCGAAACCGCACUGCUGAAGAAAUUGAAAGACGGAAUGAAGGACGUCGAUGACGAUGAUGAGGAUGACAUUGAAACCACCAAAAGUGUAACGGCCGAAACUGUCACCGGAUUUAACAACACGACGUCUAAAAACCUAACAACUUCAGAAGAUUAUUCUAAAAACUUAUCCAUUUCUGAAAAUUUUACAAGAAACGUAUCCACUGCAGAAGAUUAUACCAGAAACAUAUCUAUUUCAGAAGAUUAUACAAAAAACUUAACCAGCGAAACCGAGUCUCCAAACGCUACACUAGAUGUGAACCUUGAGGACACGGACCAAUCAAAUACGCUCAUACUAAAACCGUCAGAUAACACCAGCCAACAGGAAUUACCGCUAUGGCUCGGUACUGAUUGGGUCCCUAUCACGGGACUCGAGUCUCCAAAUGUAUCUGAACAGAUACCAGAAGUUAACUAUCUGGAACCACAAGUCACAUCGGAGAGUACGCUGGAUGGAUCCCAGACAAACACAAGCUCUAAUAAAGACAAAGACAUUCUUGUUGAUGAAGCUUCUGUUUUUAAUUAUUCCAGCAUAGACACGGAGGUUUAUAGUUUUAACUCAACCAGUCGGCGAUUGGAUGACUUCGGAACCAAUCAGACAGUGGGAGACAUCACUUCCUUGAUUGGACAAGUCGGUCGUGAGGCGACCAAUGAGCGGUCUGAUAACACAGCAGACAAUGAAACGCCUGUGGACAGUGUGACGUCCGAAAGUGGGUCUUCUGUGGACGUUAUGACGUCAACCAAUAAUACGUCUAUAGACAGUCUGACGUCAGAAAAUGGUACUUCUGUUUACAGUAUGACGUCAGAAAAUGGUACUUCUGUUUACAGUAUGACGUCAGAAAAUGAUGGUACUUCUGUGGACGUAAUGACGUCAACCAAUGGCACGUCUAUGGACAGUCUGACGUCAGAAAAUAGUACUUCCGUGGACGAUAAGACGUCAUCUGUAUACGCCAGUACUUCAACUAUUUGGGAAUCAGACAUCGUAGCAAGCAGUGAAACACCAACAGAAGACAUCGCUCAGACUAAUGACCCUGGUCGUAUCUUAGAAAUCAGGGAACAGAGUGACGUCAUAACAAAUAAUGAAACAUCGUUGGAUGUCACCAUCACUUUAACGGAUGGGGGAACCCGUAACAUGACAACAGAUGAACAGGUUGAUAAGACAGGGAUGAGCGAUACAUCAGUGGAGGACAUCACAUCUAGCUUUGUCCACACCCGUGAUGUAUCAACCCUACGGCAAGUUGAUAACACAACAUCAGAACCUGGGGAGGUUGAUACAGUAAAAGAUGGGGUAACUGAGAUAAAAGAAAAGGAAAAGUUAAAAAACACAACAUUAGAAGUUAAGAAAACGGAUACAUUUUUAACCUUUGAAGAUGAGGACAACAUGACAACCAAUGCUACAACCCCGGCUCUAACCAGUGAGGCACAACCAUCGCAAGACAACCCGACCACAUCCAACCAAGCAGCUAAUCUCGACUCACCAUCUGACGCACGUCAGCGCGACAAACGGAACAUUAAAAACAUCCAAGUAACGUCACUCAAACAAUUUUUCUCUACUCAUCACGUCAUCUCGCCCAAAUCACGCGCCAAACGAGAACAGAAAAAAGACACCGAUAAAAUGAAAUUCAAACAAUUUUCAAGAUGGCGACGAUCGCCCGAGGAGAUAAACCUCCAGAAUGUUCCUUCUUGGAUCGCCAAAGACACGUCAAACUCCGUCAAGAGGCAGCCAAAAUUUGUCGAACCAGCGACCAGCACCACCACAACAACACAGAAGCCAAAGACCCAAGCGCCCAGCACGACUCCCAGCACUAGAACCGAGGCCAAACCACAGAGUUUUGAUUCCAGCUCUCUGUACCCCAACUCCCAGCUGCCGCAUGUCAUACCUCCCCCCUCUAAAGUAUCGGGGCUGAAGCAGCAGUAUAUUUCUAAGAGCAGGAACUCUACUUCCCCUACAGAUAAGCUGAUUCACAAAUCAAAUGUGUCCGAACAUUCCCUCCCGAGUAACCAAAAGACAAACGUGCAGCAAUACGACAGACAGCAGGACCAGAGCAGACGACUAACUACUCUACAGCCAAACGUCAAACCAACAAAAGGUCAAGGUUACAAGCCUCCUCGAGCCUCCACGGCACGACCGAAGACGGGCCUGCCUGGCAGCUCAAAGACACCUGGCCAGUCUGGCAGCUUAAAAACACCUGGCCAGUCUGGCAGCUCAAAAACACCUGGCCAGGUGGAGGACUCUAACCGCAGACCUGGUCGCAGCAACACUGGCCAGUACAGGGGAGAUUCACAGGGAACGUACAAUAGACGCGACGUCGUCACCGGGAGUGGCCAGGGCCACGCAGAUGGCUACUCACAAACCUACCCAUCCGGCGCUGUUGGCAGUAACCCCACGUCAUCUUUCAGCGACAGCCAAUCGCGUGAAGCCAGCAACUCGUACGCUCAAUCAAGCAGCCAAUCAGAAAACAGCCCUUCUCAACAAUCGCAAAAUUAUCAAGUUGAUUAUUCUUCUAGCAACUCAUACGGGCAAUCAAACAGCCAACCAUACACCAACCAAAAUCAACAACAACAAAAUUAUCAAGUUGAUUAUUCUUCUAGCAACUCUUACGGGCAAUCAAACAGCCAACCAUACACCAACCAAAAUCAACAACAAAAUUACCAACAGGUUGAUUAUUCUUCUAGCAAUUCCUACGGACAAUCAAACGGCCAACCAUACACCAGCCAACCACAGCAAGACAACUAUCAAGGAAAUUAUCCUACAUAUCAACCAGACACGACAACCAGCGCCCCCUUCGUCCCUUCACCCAACAACCCCAGUGACGUCAUCCAAAAUGCCGGUGUCGGCAACACCAACGCCCAGUUCAUGGAGCUCAGCAACAAAGACGGGUCAAAGUUCACCCAGUCGCCAGUCUAUACCUACAAUUCUAUGCAGAACCCAGGACCACCCAACGCAAUGCUGAGCCCUUUCACAGAUUCCCUGAACUCCAGACUAAAUUUAGAUUUAAAAGUCCCCAGUCCCAUUCCUUACGGCGACCCAAACUUGGCUUACGAGCCGAUGAAUUUCCCGCCAUUUUGGCUGCCGUACUAUAUCUACUACCCACCCUACAUCGAGCUGGUACCCAUACAACCAGACUAUGUUGGGGACCCCGGGGUGGUGGACCCUCCCCCACAGCGGCUGUCGACCCAGCCCAACCAAAUCUUAAAACCCCAAACUCAAGUCGUCUCAAACCAGAAAGGUUACAGCGGUCAAGGAAAGGUCAUGACCCCCAGUUACCCGAACCCCCAGUCUAAGACAAACUAUGGUAACGGUUACACAGUACAGAACGAUAGGUCAAGGUUUGUUGACGGUUCCCAAGGCGACUCUAACUACCCGGAUGUAGUAAACAACGGACGCGGUGACCAAGGAAUCGCAUUAGAUCAACAAAAGCCACAAGAGAAUAUCAGAAGCUUUCAAAAAGCGAAUCGCUUCACGAAUAAGGGAAGCUACCCCGUGUAUCAAGAUAAUAACCCCGGUUACCAAGACAACACGGGUAACUACCCCGAUUACCAAGAAAAGGAAAGCGACCUAGGUUUCCAAGACAACAAGGGAAACUACCCCGAUUAUCAAGACAAUAGCCAAUGGGUAAAGGGACAGCACAACUUCGGCUACACAGACGGGAGCCCGAACGUUGGAAACCGAUACGGGGAUGAUUUCUACGACAGUCUUCCCAGCGACGGCUUCAUGACGUCACAGAAUCAACAGUUCAAGAACGCGCCCAGGCAAGCAGGUGUAGGGUUCACAUCAAAUCGGCCACCAGACGACGACGACAUGGAUGAAGAAGCCGUUCUUCAGUUUAUCCUCGCCAAAAAGAAGUUCAACACGAAAACCCCAGGGGUGGUGUCCGACGAUGGGGGUGGGGGUAGCUACGAGGGCGGGGGUGGCGGCGGCAGCUACGAGGAAGUGGAAUACAAGGCGCCGUCUAUCGGCGGGCGAGACAAAAGCGCGGGAAGAAUGAGCAGACACGACAAGAUGUUGCUGGAAGCUGUGGAACAGUUUAUCUACGCCAACCCCAAAUAUGGAUAA